Molecule: messenger RNA, 1323 nt
Organism: Microthlaspi erraticum
Lineage: Eukaryota; Viridiplantae; Streptophyta; Magnoliopsida; Brassicales; Brassicaceae
Source: the annotation of a GenBank genome assembly
AUGGCAAAGACAAAAGGAAAUGAGAGUAUGAAGAAGAAGAAGAACCCAUUCAUGGAACCACCAAAGAAACAAAUCAAGCUAGGGAGUAGUAGCUCCAAUGCAAGAGCAGCAAUACCAACUUCACCACAUUCCAUUGAUGCAAGUCAAGAACAUGUGGAGAGUCCAAGAAGAGGAGAAGAUGAUUGGGCACUUGUAACCUUUGUUGGAGAACAAAAUCAAGACCCAAGAAAGUGCAAGAAGGCAAUGGAGAAGGAAGCUAGGCUUGAGCAAGCUCUUCAAGCUAGAUGUAGUGAGUACUCACAACUCACCAAGGAGUUCCUCUCCACAGUAGCUCUUGCCUUUCCCAACCACAAUGGAGACCAACCAGCUGGUGAUGGACUCCUACUCUUCAAGAUAGGCGAUGCCAAUGGGCGCAUCUCCAUCUCAGCUCUAUGCCAACUCUUUGGACUUCCCAAUGAGACAGCACAUGACUUCAAGGAGAACUCAAAGAGGAAACAAGCUGCCUUUGCUGAUUGGACACACUUUGCCAAUGAACCAUUCUUGCCUUCAAGGUCAAAGGUGUCUAGAAUCACUCAUCCAGCCAUUCGCUAUGUGCACCGCCUCAUCUCCACCACUUUCCAAUGCAAACAAGAAGCCAACAAGGUCACAACUGAUGAGUUCUACAUCCUCACCACACCAUUCAUCAAGCAUGAGUACAAGGCCAACCUUGGACUUUUACUUGCCAAGACAUUUAUCAAUGUGAGGAAGCUAGCUCAAGACUUGGAAGGCAACAAGAAGCUUUGUGUUCGUUUUGGGAGGCUUAUCACGGCCAUAGUACAACAUGUGGGGAUUGACAUUCCCAACUAUGAGCCACUACCCAAGCCAACCCCUUUGGAUCUCCAUGCUCUUCAGCACAUCCACUUCCUAAACCGUUGGACUAAAGACCCAACUCGGUUUUGCUAUGAGUUUCCAAUUGGUCCAGCCAACACUUCCCUUGUCUUGCUGCCACAUGAAGACAUCCCAAGCCUACGCUCAGGAGUUCAUGCAGUCAAGACUCAACGCCGCCACCAAGAACGCCAUGUUCUCACUACUGGCAUGGCCGCGCACCAAGCUCUAGACCGUGUUAACAAGCUGGAGAAGAUAGUGGAAUGCCAAUCUCGCUUCAUCUCACGCCUAGUCCGUGUAGUUCGCCACAUUGCACCGGAGAGACUCUUUCGCCCUUCUUCCACCGCUAGAGAGCCAUAUGAGCCUGACCUUGGUGAGUUCUCACUAGACUCAGAGCUUGGUUCAGAAGGCGAUGACCCCAUAGAUGAGGAAGAGAGUUCUUCUCACUGCCACACAUAG